This is a messenger RNA of Eucalyptus grandis, 405 nucleotides long. Its product is annotated as TMV resistance protein N-like. The record is from RefSeq and is a predicted model, not a curated record. Gene Ontology annotation, biological process: signal transduction. Bases 1 to 405 code for a protein of 134 amino acids. NCBI's taxonomy places the organism in Eukaryota, Viridiplantae, Streptophyta, Magnoliopsida, Myrtales, Myrtaceae. The transcript is spliced from 2 exons.
AUGGACGUCCGCAAGAAUUUCCUCAGUCAUCUCUAUGUAGCUUUGGAUCAGAAAGGGAUAUACACUUUUAUGGAUAGUGAAGAGCAUAAAAAAGAGCAAAUAUCGCCAGCGCUUAUGAGGGCGAUUGAGGAAUUGCGCAUUGCAAUCAUCAUUUUCUCCAAAGGCUGCGCUUCCUCACGGUGGUGUUUGGAAGAGUUGGCAAAGAUCAUGGAGUGCAAGGCACAGAAGGAGCUGAUUGUGUUGCCGGUGUUUUACAAAGUGGAAUCAAGAGAAAUGAGAGAGGGGAGAGAGGCUUAUGGGAGAGCUAUGGCUAAGCAUGAGUCCAAUUUUGGGAAGGAUCCGGAGAAAGUGAAAAGAUGGAAGAAACUCUUUUUGAUGCCGGCAUAUGGAGACCUGGAGGCAUAG